Messenger RNA from Ichthyophthirius multifiliis, 810 nucleotides. RefSeq lists its product as hypothetical. The transcript is spliced from 3 exons. Lineage: Eukaryota; Ciliophora; Oligohymenophorea; Hymenostomatida. Gene Ontology annotation, biological process: dephosphorylation. Gene Ontology annotation, molecular function: phosphatase activity. The record is from RefSeq and is a predicted model, not a curated record.
AUGAAAAUAAUAUUAUUCCACCGUCACGGUGCCCGUCUUCCCGCUGUUGAAGACUAUUAUCCCGAAGAUUGGACUUCAGAUAGGGUUCGUGGUGAUUUAACAAAUAAAGGUAUACAACAAUUAUUAAAAGUUGGAAAAACUAUAAGACGUAAAUACGUUGAUGAGAUGAAAUUCUUACCUAAAGUAUACGAUCCGCUCAUAUACAAAGUAAAAAUAGCACAAUUAUCUCGUUGUAUGUUAAGUUUAUUAUCCAUGUUGAACGGUUUAUACCCUGAUAUAUAUUAAAGAGAGCACUAAACCCACUAAACAUUAUUAAACCCAAAAAAAAAGUUAAAUUUUUCCACAAAUCUAAAAGAUCAUGAAGAAAGAGAUUUAAUUUUUAGAGCCUAAAGUUCUAAAAACUGCUAAAUAAUAUCCAAAAUAUACCACAGAAGAAAAAACGAGGAUAAAUUCGAAUAAAUAUACAAUUUCUUUAUAUAACAUCCAGUAAUGAAUUCCACAUUAACAAAAUUAUAACAUUAUAGGGAAAAAAGAAACGGAAAAUCAUUAAAUCAUUAAAUUAUUUCACUUGGAACAGAAAAAAUACCACCUUUAUCUGCCACUUUGUUUAUUGAAUUAUGGGAAAAAAGCCAUUUACCGCAUUUACCGCCUGAUAAUAGGUUCUUUGUAAAAUUUUAUUAUGGGAAAAAAGAACUGGAAAUUAUGGCCUGUAGAAAUAGAAGAAGAUGUACGUGGAAAGAAUUUAAGAUUUUAUUUAAAACUAGAAUAAAACCUAAUCUUGAAGUAUUUUGUGAUUAAACUUAAGAUUGA